AUGUUUAAAAUAAAUAAUCAAUCUUUAAUUCGUCGCCUAUUAGCUGAAUAAAAAAUUAUUUGAUUAUUUAUCAAUGUAAUUAAAAUAUGGCGUCUUCGUCUAGGUAUGGCCUCACGGCCAUACAUCCUCGACUCGUAUUUUAAUUAUAUCCGGCAAGGUUUUUCUAGCUUAAAAUGGACGGUAAUGCCACGGUAAUCAAUUCUGCAGGAGGCAGAGCCUGGCCCAAGUCCAACUUCAAGACUGGCUUUUACCCUCCAAGGAAAGGAGGUUCAGAUUUGGAAAGGGCAAGCCCAGCAAAGUCUACAGGUAAUACCUAGACCAAUCAGGCAACUGCCUAGCGUGAAAGUGGGCGUUACGUCCCAGGAUCUGGACUUUAUCCUUUUGCCGAUAGGCUCAUUUUUUGGAAUUUCGGAAUGCCAACUUCGUUUUCCCUCAGCCUCAGGAGGCCGCACAAACCCGUAAUCUGCCAAACUCAACACUGGAGUCUUUUACAAGAGACAAGGAGGAGACCCGACGGAAGGAAGGUUGCAAAGCGGAUGAAUCCCCCAAGGGAUCUUCGGUGAUUGCGUUAAAAUUAAGAGCGCGAGCCUGUCUACUUAAGCUAAGUUGAGAUUAUUUAUCAAUACUAUAAAUGUCAGGGAUUUGGAAACUAUAUGCCAGGCCAUCAAACCGUGAAGAAGGGCAAGUUGUAGAAGGUCUUCGCGGUAUGGGGGAAGUAAAAUAUUACACUGGAAAUGAGUAUUACGGAAAAGAUAGUACCAAAGGAUUUUGGUUUAACUUUAAGAUGGCUCUCUGCUAUGGAUUCGGACUUUGGAGCUAUGCUUAUUGUACAAGAAACGGAAUUAAAGCUCACUCCCCCCUUUAAAAUUAUAAGGAAAAAUUCUAUUUCAAUUAAUUAUUUUAAAACUAAAAAAAUAUAAAUUGAAUCCAAUAUUUUGAAUCUUAAUUUGUUUUUAUAAAGAAUUAAUUCAAAAAGUUAAUUUAUUCGUGUGAAACUGUUUAAAUAAUAUUAUAAUUUAACUUUUUUUCUUUAAUUAGAUCAAAACUAAUUUUAAAAAAUAGUAUUUUUGCACACAUUAAAAAAAUUGUUCCAAUUUAAAGUACCCAAAAAAUCGAAAUUUGCCUAUAUUUGUUCCAUUUUAAAGGGGGGAGGCAGAGAUGGCUUUCUUCCUUAAUUUUGACAGCAGUCCCUUGCACUUAUUUGCUUAUUUGGCAUGGGGAUGAUGUUCCAGUCGGAAAUUCAAGAAGACUAAGUUUGGAAGAGCGUCUUAAUUUUUAUCCAGUCACUAGAAGAGCACUUGAGCGUGCUGUAGAAGAAGUUCUUAAUGAGCCUAAGCCUUCUAAAAACUAA
Molecule: messenger RNA, 1351 nt
Organism: Blepharisma stoltei
Lineage: Eukaryota; Ciliophora; Heterotrichea; Heterotrichida; Blepharismidae
Source: the annotation of a GenBank genome assembly